Molecule: messenger RNA, 2406 nt
Organism: Sardina pilchardus (European sardine)
Lineage: Eukaryota; Metazoa; Chordata; Actinopteri; Clupeiformes; Clupeidae
Gene: skap2
Product: src kinase associated phosphoprotein 2
Exons: 13
Coding region: 121-1173 (350 amino acids)
Cellular component (GO): plasma membrane; cytoplasm
Molecular function (GO): protein binding
Source: RefSeq, a predicted model, not a curated record
CAACUGUGACUAUUACUUCCGUAUCGCUCUCUCUCGACACUGUACGGGAACCACUCCGGACUUCCGCGUUCAGAACGCGACCCCAACCUCCCCGAGGGCUGAAUACUCUCGCCACCGAAAAUGCGUGCUAUCCCGGAGGAAUUAACGAGUCUGCUAGCAGACUUGGAGAGUUUCCUGACGGAUGGACUGAAAGGAGAGAAUCUAAGCAAGAAGAACAAGGACAAGAGAGAGCUCUUCAUCAAACGCAUUAAAGAUGUGAAAACCAGUUACUCUUCGGAAUUUAAAGACAGACGUGAGCUGGAGGACUCUGAUGAUGCUGAUGAGUUUGACAGCAGCCCUGACGGAGGAUCCCUGCAGUCAGACAAGACCGACCGGGACGAGGAAGCAGCCUAUGAUGGUGGUCAGAGUGCUCCACCUACAGCUGCACAAGAGCUCCUAUCCGUCUUCAAGGCAGGUUACCUGGAGAAACGCCGUAAAGAUCACAGUUUCUUCGGGGCAGAGUGGCAGAAGCGCUGGUGUGCCCUUAGCAGUCUCACCUUCUAUUACUACGGCAGCGACAAAGAUAAACAACAGAAGGGAGACUUCAACAUCGAGGGCUACAAUGUCAAACUCAACAACACACUCCGCAAAGACUCCAAGAAGGACUGCUGCUUCGAGAUCUCUGCCCCAGACAAGAGAGUCUAUCAGUUCUGUGCAGGGACUCAGAAGGAGGCGGAGGACUGGGUGGAGAGGAUCACAUUUGUGCUGAGAGAUAUGGAGGGUGGUAUAAUCCCAGAGGAGCAGGAGAUGUAUGAUGAUGUCGGAGUUCUACAGCCUCACACACCGGCAGAACCCGCCCCCAUCGACGAUGAGAUUUACGAGGAACUUCCAGAGGAUGAGAUGCCGACUCCUACUCCUGCUCCUCCACCCAAACCUGUUGAGGUGAAGAAACCUCCACCUGCUGCCCCUCCAGUCACACGCGCAGUAGUGAAUAAGGCCACUGAUUACCCAAACUACUACCAGAGCAAGUGGGACUGUACAGGAGACCAACCUGAUGAACUGACCUUCAAGAGGGGAGAUGCUAUCUACAUACUCAGCAAGGAGUACCAGAACUUUGGCUGGUGGGUUGGUGAACUGAAGGGGUCCAUCGGCAUCGUGCCGAAAGACUAUCUAAUGGAGCUAUACAUCCUCUGAAGGCACUGCAGGUUCUGUGUUCCUGUCUCCAUAGUCCAGCUUCAUGUGCAGCCAACUAUGUGCAAAUAACGCUUCCUCUCUCUCUGUCACACACGCGCGCACACACACACACACACACACACACACACACACACACACACACACACGUCAAGUCAAGUCAAAGCUGAGAUAGGUUGUUGAAGUGGCACAGUGAGAGUGAAUUGUGAAUGAUUUAAUUUAUAAUUUUGUUUUGUUUACUUUUGCUAUGACUUUGUGUUUGUUUCCUUGUUGACUAAGUUGUCUAUUAAACAGCUGUGUGUUGCGUCUACUAAAUCACUGCUGAGGAGACUGCUGUUUCCACUUCUUCCCACUAGAUGGCAACAGUGUGUUAGACAAUACAUUGCUGGGGCUCAGCUAUGCAGAGAGAGAGAGAGAGAGAGUGUGUGUGUGUGUGUGUGUGUGUGUGUGUGUGUGUGUGUGUGUGUGUGUGUGUGUGUGUGUCUCUGUGUGUGUGUGCCUGUGUGCCUGUGUGUCUGUGUGAGUGUGUGUGUGUUGCUCCAGAACAAACCACCCUUUGGACUGCACUCACACUCACAGACAUCCAAACAAAGUAACAAGUCAAAAAAUAAACAAUGAAAUCUGAGGACCCAGGAUGUUUGAUUCAUCUUUAAGUACACACACACACACACACACACACACACACACACACACACACACCAAAGGAACACAUUUAAUUGUGACAGGCUUGACCUUUCCCUGGUGAAGCUGCUGAUUUUAUAGCCUCCCUCUCGCUACACUGCGAUACGCACCACCUACACUGUGUGUGUGUGUGUGUGUGUGUGUGUGUGUGUGUGUGUGUGUGAGACAGAGACAGAGAGGACCUACUCCACGUGUGUGUGUGUGUGAGAGAGAGGAGAGAAAUGCACGACGCAACCUACUCAGCUGAAAUGUAAGAAUGCAAGUUGACCUUUAAAGCUGCCAGGUAAAAACAAAACACACACACACACACACACACACACACACACACACACACACACACACACACACAGAGAUGUGAAGGAGAUUAACAGAUGAGGUGCACACACACACACACACACACACACACACACACACACACACGGAGAUGUGAAGGAGAUUAACAGAUGAGGUGCACACACACACACACACACACACACACACACAGAUGUGAAGGAGUAGAGGUGUGUGUAUUGUAUGCAUUAAGGGUCUUCAUUAAAGGCAGAGCUGUUCUCCUUU